Messenger RNA from Dreissena polymorpha, 1032 nucleotides. RefSeq lists its product as uncharacterized. The transcript has 7 exons. The record is from RefSeq and is a predicted model, not a curated record. Lineage: Eukaryota; Metazoa; Mollusca; Bivalvia; Myida; Dreissenidae. The coding region runs from base 25 to 1032 and encodes 335 amino acids.
GUAGCUGGUAAUCCGUAUGGAGAAAUGACUUACUUGAACUCAAGUGACACGUAUUUUGUUGGAUUAAAGGUACACAAUAAUUUAGUAAACAUCAGCAAAGGAGGUUAUGCCAACAUUGUUUUUCAACUCACUGCCCCGAUUGGUUGCCUUUAUACCGAUUCUGUCAAUAUCAACAAUAGCUGUGUUGUGUCGUUAGAAAUGGUCAGUUUAAGUAGUCCUUCAAAAUGUGAUUCCGGAAACAUCGCUGUAGUGACAAAGACAGACCAUUGUGGACCGGCCAUCAAUACAACGACGAAAGCAAACCUUCACACGUGGACAAGUGAUACCAUCUACACAGUUCAACUGACUAAUGCAGACGUCAAUACUGGCGACAGACGUGAAUAUAAGGUUGCAUUAAAGUUUCCCGGUAACUACCAACAUAGGAUUUGGGCAAACUACAGAUCGAGUUUCAUAGAUAUACACAUUGGGGAUGACAAACCCCGUGGCUUUUGUUACAGCCGGGUCAACUCACAAGUCAGAACUGCCGAUGGCUACUGCAUGAAUGCCAAUGUUGUUGGCGACUUAAUUCUCUACUGGAACAAGAAAUACGAUAUAAUGGUUCAACAACGGACGACUUACUGCCGAAACAAUCAGACAACAUGCGUGUGUGCACUUGCUAUACGAGCAGGAAGCAAUGUGUUCGUUAUUGACCUUUGCAAAAGUUUCUCCUACAUAGACUACCUCAUGUGUGAAGACGUACAAACGUUGAAAGUUGAACUGAUAGAGGGAACUCAAAACGUGUAUAAGAUUAUUACUCCGUCGGGUGCCAAAGUUGUAGCCGACAUUUUACAAUUGCCUUUGUACAGAGGUUACAUGAAUAUUGACAUAUACUUGUCCGCCAAAGACUUCGAAGAAGGCCAAGGACUUUGUGGAACAUACAACGGCGACAUGACCGACGAUCUGAUUCAUCAAGACGGUCUUUCCUCAGACUUGCAACAAACCGUAGACUGCUUUUUGAGACGCCAUGAUAGCUUUAUUAACAGUUGGCGGUAA